Messenger RNA from Fomitopsis serialis, 1886 nucleotides. RefSeq lists its product as uncharacterized. The transcript has 7 exons. NCBI's taxonomy places the organism in Eukaryota, Fungi, Basidiomycota, Agaricomycetes, Polyporales, Fomitopsidaceae. The coding region runs from base 270 to 1688 and encodes 472 amino acids. The record is from RefSeq and is a predicted model, not a curated record.
UCAUCCGUGAGCUUGCUCAAUGAAGCCCAGCUAUACAUUCCGUUCUGUCGUCUCUAGUGGAAGGCGGCCGUCGGUAUGUCGUUGGAGGCCUGGGCCCUCGUCCAGAUGGACCUGAUAAGCUGCACGACUUCCAGUGGCGACCUCGAGGUAAGGCGGUGGCCCAAUACCAGUGACAUGUAUAGGGUGCCCCGCCGAGUGGCCCUCCAAGGCCCUCAGUCCACCCCCCGCGGCAACUCGAAUCGCUGACAGCCUGACACGGCGUCGUGGACAUGUCGGUGUCGUACGAGCCUUACAACAUCUCCUUCAACGACAAGGCGCCGCUCUUCUACUACCUGCCGUACCGAGGCGGCUCGGACAACGAUACCGUUCACGAGGGCACGGAUCACGACUGUUGGUACGCGAUCGAAACCACAAGCAGGGAGUCGUCUUAUACCACGUAUCUGGUCGGUGCGACUGUGACGCUCGAAUGGCAAGGCACGGCGAUUUGGCUAUUCGGGGAGGCGGACGAGGGGACGUACGUGGUCACGAGGAGCUGGAACGGCAGCGACGUCACGGGAGUGGGCUCUGCGUCUCGCGAGGGGGUGCUCUACACCGAGAGCGGCUUAUCGCCGUACGCGCUCAACACCAUUACGCUGACGGUGCGGGAGGGGCCCGUCACGAUCACUGGCGCGACUGUCACAGCGGGUAUGGGCGAGCCUGGAUCCGCCAUUAAUUUGACGACGAUUUCGACGAUUUCUCAGGGGCUGACGACGGUGAACCCGUUCUUCGUUGUGAACCCGAUCGAGGGGUGGUGGGGGAGUACGGCCGUGGGAGGCAACAUUGCGGACCCGGUGCUUAGGACGUCCCUCGGGGGUGCCUCCGUCUCUUUCGACGUCGCUUCGAGCGUGGGCUUCGCGGUCUACGGAGGAAAUUCCCCUGGAAACGGCGUGUACCGCGUGGACGUUGAUCCCCCGGUGUCGCAUAGCCCGAACACGAGCGGGGUGUACCAGUUUAACGCGACGACUCCCUGGGACGUCUACGAGGAACUUAGUUAUUUCGCCACUGGGCUAGACCGGACGAAGACCUAUACGGUCACCAUGACCAAUAACGGAAGUUUGCUGACUCUGGAUCAUGUCGUCUUGUUUGCUGCUAUCCCCCCGUAUGUCUCGCUGACCUUGCUUGGCAUCCUCAUCUUCUGCACGGCCAGUGCAUCCUCGAGCAGUUCCACGAGCUCGUCUCAUUCAUCGCAGAAUGGAGUGAGUGUCGGAGUUAUUACUGCAAUUAUCAUAGGAAGUGCAGCAGCAGCGCUUUUCGUGGCUUUUAUGAUCUUUGUACUUUUGCGUCGGCGUCGAUCGAAGGCCUCAGGCGAACGAACUGUCUAUCGCACCAGUGAGGACGUGCUCAUGACGUUCUCUAGCCCUGGGGAAAUCGCUGCCAUACUUCCGAACCCUUACAUGCAUUCCUACGCAGACCUUCCAUCAUCGCCGCCAGCCGAAGCGACAGACCGGUCUUCUCUCGCGGGCGUUCUGCACCUCAAAUCUGAGGCGGGUUCUUCGGCACCGGAUCCUCGCCCUGUUGGCGAGCCGCCGGCGCCACUGGCACAGGCCGUCAGUGGACCCACUGUAUACGAAGAUGCAGGCCCAGUGCCCGUCUCUCCGCCUCCGGUAUACAAUCCUGCGUGGAACAGUGGCUCUGCGAGGGAGGCGUGAAUAACACACCAGCAUGGUGCCGGACACUGUAAUACUUUUAAUUAUGAUCACGACUCUGCCACGUUCUGCACGUUCACGCCCACUUCCUCCGCCGUCGACGUACAUACUAUUGUCCAUUGAUAUUUACAUCUAGGGCGCAAAUGUACUCACGAGCUGCACACUUGCAAAUGAAUAGUAUAUGCAUCGUUUUUGGACACG